Molecule: messenger RNA, 1044 nt
Organism: Dissoconium aciculare CBS 342.82
Lineage: Eukaryota; Fungi; Ascomycota; Dothideomycetes; Mycosphaerellales; Dissoconiaceae
Product: DNA repair protein Nse1
Exons: 2
Coding region: 1-906 (301 amino acids)
Biological process (GO): double-strand break repair via homologous recombination; DNA damage tolerance
Cellular component (GO): nucleus; Smc5-Smc6 complex
Molecular function (GO): ubiquitin-protein transferase activity
Source: RefSeq, a predicted model, not a curated record
AUGUCAACCGAUGGCUCCUACGACAACCGGCAUCGCGCAUUCCUUCAAGCAUUAUUCGGCCGGCAAACGAUAACUUUUGAAGACAGCAAACCCUUGAUUUCAGCAAUCGAAUCCGCGCACUCACCAGAUCGGCCUACGCUGCCCGAAGACGUUUCCCAAGAUGUUCUCGAAGACUACAUCGAUCGCGUCAACGACGCCAUCUCUCCUUUCGAUCUCGAAAUUCGCAACACACUUCAUCAGACCCAACGGAUGAGGAUCUACGCGCUGGUCAACACGACGAGCGAUGCUCUCACGCAGAUGGCUACAGUGCACUCAGCAGAUGAGAUCGCCUACGUGAAGCGUGUGUUAGACGCGAUGUUCGAGACGCACAAUACCCCGCGUGCCGAAAUCAUGGCCACGACUGGCAUGCAGGCGCUUGAAUUGGCGAAGCUGCCCCACGACCGCAGAGAGUCAAACGCACUGACACAGGCCGCGCAGAAUGCUGCAUUGACGAAAACACAGGCCGAAAACAUGCUGGAGAGCAUGGUCGCAGAAGGCUGGUUUGAGCUUAGCCAGAGAGGGUACUACAGUCUCACGCCACGAGCCUUGAUGGAGCUCAAGGAUUGGCUGGUGCGUACCUACAAUGACCAGGCUGCGGAGUCCGAUGAGGAGGAUGAUGAAUCGCCGCGCAUGAGACUCAAAUUCUGCGAGGCGUGUCGCGACAUUGUCACGGUGGGACAACGAUGUCCUAGUGCACCCUGUAACGCAAGACUUCACGACGAUUGUGUUGGAAAGAUCUUUCGUGCACAGCAUGGACAGCAGACAUGCCCCAGCUGCAAGACUGACUGGAAGGACGUAGGAUUUGUCGGCGAGCGUGCAGCCAGAAGUGCCUCCGCUGAACGCUUGCAUCAACGCGUAAGGACAUGAAAUAUGUUUUCAUUCGCUUGGCUCAAAAAACGAGCCAGACACCGAGUGCUGAAUCUGUAUCUAUGCGCUACAUCGCGCAAUGACAGCCCAACUUCCGCGAGCGCCAAAACCCAUGCAAAACCCACACCCACGCCGAAA